GGGAGGUGCUCCUAUAUAUAUAUAUAUAUAAAAUCAACAAAAGAGUAUAGGGGGGAUUGAUUAGCCGUUGGGGUCCAGUUGGUGGUCUGUGGAUGCGGAGGUGGUGGCUCGAGGUUCAACAGAGAACCUCCAUGAAAAUGAGUAGAGCUGGGUUGCAGCCAUGGACGCUCCCACAGAGCGAGAGAGAGUAUGGAGUUAUUGAAGCCACCAUCCAGUGCAACCUGAUCAGAGGACUCGUUGUGAGGAACGGCGUAAGAGUUGCGAAUAUCAACGGUGCCAUCAGGCAAGACGGAGCCGAGAAGAGUGCCGAUGAUUCGCUCGGCCUGGUCGGGUCGCCGGACGUAGCAGUCACAGCUGUUGAAGACCAAGUUUUCACCGAGUUAUUCGACUCACAAGACUCACUGAAUUGGGAAACUGAAAUGCUAGAAGCAGUGGAGAGUUCCGUCAAUGGCGGCUUUUCGCAUUUGCAGAGCUGUGGAGAUAGCAGUGAAGAAGAGCUCUCUGUUCUGCCUCGUCACACCAAGGUUAUUGUCACUGGUAACAACCGCACCAAGUCUGUCCUUGUUGGCCUCCAAGGCGUGGUCAAGAAGGCUGUUGGCCUCGGAGGCUGGCAUUGGCUGGUUCUUACAAAUGGCAUAGAGGUAAAACUACAAAGGAAUGCCCUUAGUGUGAUUGAAGCUCCUACUGGUAAUGAGGAAGAUGAUGACUUGGAAUUUGAAAAUGUGCAUUGGCAUGGCUCAGAUAUGGCAUCUGAUGAUACUCAAAAGUCCCAUAGAUCAAGGCAUCGCAUACAUAAAUCAUCUACCUCAUCCCACAGGGCUAUGAGUUUGCCAAACAUAAAACCAGCAAGAGAGAGGGAGCUUGUGUGUUGAUCAUUACCAUAAACCCAGCGAGAGAGAGAGAGAGAGUUUGUGCAGGCGUGUAUCUGUGUGUUGUUUUUGUUUUCAGCUCAGAUGCUCUGUGUCUUCAAGGUGAAGUUCUGCCAUGGAAUUUGUUAGCAACAGAGUGAAUAUAUGUGUAGAGGUCCGGCGGGCGGCCAAGGCAAGGCUGCCGCCCGCCGAUGAAGCGGAAUUAUUAGGUUGUCAACCUAGCUCUGAUAUUAUGAUAUAAUUCAUGUAUUAUUGAUUGAUGUGUAUUGAUUAAUGUA
Camellia sinensis is the source of this 1147-nucleotide messenger RNA. RefSeq lists its product as uncharacterized. Gene Ontology annotation, cellular component: histone deacetylase complex. Gene Ontology annotation, biological process: regulation of DNA-templated transcription. The record is from RefSeq and is a predicted model, not a curated record. NCBI's taxonomy places the organism in Eukaryota, Viridiplantae, Streptophyta, Magnoliopsida, Ericales, Theaceae. Gene Ontology annotation, molecular function: transcription coregulator activity.